Messenger RNA from Fusarium poae, 1497 nucleotides. RefSeq lists its product as uncharacterized. NCBI's taxonomy places the organism in Eukaryota, Fungi, Ascomycota, Sordariomycetes, Hypocreales, Nectriaceae. Gene Ontology annotation, cellular component: membrane. Gene Ontology annotation, molecular function: transmembrane transporter activity. The coding region runs from base 1 to 1497 and encodes 498 amino acids. The transcript is spliced from 4 exons. Gene Ontology annotation, biological process: transmembrane transport. The record is from RefSeq and is a predicted model, not a curated record.
AUGGACAACGCCAAACCAACCGUCCAGAUGGACGAAGGUGACCCCUCCCCAGCGGGUCAAGAGCAGAAUCUCAACAACUUCGACUUCCCCUCCCAGACCGAAGAAUGGCGACAAGACUUUGAGAAGAAACUCCUCCGAAAAGUCGACACUCGUUUAAUGCCCACUCUCGUGAUAAUGUACCUCCUCAACUUCCUCGACCGUUCGAACCUCGCCCAGGCACGUCAAGGCUCCCUCGAAGAAGACCUUGGAAUGAAGGGUACAGACUUUAACCUCGCUACAUCCAUCUUCUUCGUCGGAUAUCUGCUCAUGCAAUUACCCUCGAACCUUAUUCUUACACGUUUGCGACCGUCGCUGUAUUUGAGUGCUUCGUGCUGUCUUUGGGGCGUUGUAUCGACGUGCAAUGCUGGCGCGCAAACUUUUACACAUCUUGUUGUUAUCCGAUUCUUCCUCGGUUUUGUGGAAGCGCCGUUCUUUCCUGGUGCGGUGUUUCUGAUGAGUUCUUGGUAUACGCGCGCUGAGCUUACGCGAAGAAUCGCAUGGCUUUAUUCCGGAAAUGCGCUUGCCAAUAUGUUUGGUGGUGUACUUGGUGCGGCUAUUUUGGGGGAUAUGGAUGGCGCGCAUGGAAAAGCGGGUUGGAGAUGGUUAUUCAUCAUUGAGGGUGUCGCAGCCAUUGGGUUUUCGUUGAUCGCCAUGUUUAUUCUACCGAAUUAUCCCCACACGACAAAAUGGUUAACUGAAGAGGAACGCGCUUUCGCAGCAUGGCGAUUGGCUCAAGACAUCAAUGAAGUUGAUGCAUAUGGUGAAAACACAGUUUGGGAUGGUGUCAAGAUGGCUGUACGAGAUUAUCGCCUGUACCUCUUUGUGCUUCUUCAGCAUGUCAGUCUCAUCUCUCAGACAUUCCAGUACUUUUUCCCGACAAUUGUGGGGACACUUGGGUACGGGAAAAUUGUCACACUGUGGCUCACAGCUCCAGCAUGGUUUGCGACAUUCCUUUUGUCGGUUUGUGUCACUUUGAGUUCUGCCAAAACGAACGACCGAUCUCUACACAUUUUUUGCCUCAUGCUUGUCGCAGCAAUUGGAAAUGCAAUUGCGACAGCCACCACGACAGUUGGAGCGCGAUUCUUUGCCAUGUUUCUCAUGCCGAUGGGUGCCGUGUCAUCAUACCAAAUCAUCGUCUCAUGGGUCGCGAAUUCUUUUCCCCGCCCUCUGGUUAAGCGCUCAGCCACCAUUGCAAUCUGCAAUAUGAUUGGUAACACGGCCAGUAUUUACGGGUCAUACAUGUACCCCAGCAGUGAUGGUCCACAGUACAUUCCAGGUGGUAGCGCCAACACUGCUAUUUGUGUACUUGUCGCGUUGCUGGCUCUAGUAUUGCGAUAUGUCCACAAAUAUGAGAACAAAAAGUUGGACAAGGCCGAAGCUGAAGCAAAUGCUGCUGCGGAGGAAAACGGCAAGACGGACUCACAAGCAAGAGAAGCAGGAUUCAGGUACAUUUACUAG